This is a messenger RNA of Panonychus citri (citrus red mite), 1169 nucleotides long. RefSeq lists its product as uncharacterized. The coding region runs from base 228 to 1169 and encodes 313 amino acids. NCBI's taxonomy places the organism in Eukaryota, Metazoa, Arthropoda, Arachnida, Trombidiformes, Tetranychidae. The record is from RefSeq and is a predicted model, not a curated record. The transcript has a single exon.
GAUGAAAUUAAUUGUUGACGUUGAUCAACGAAUCGGAUUGAUUAUUCCAUUGGAAAAGGUGAGUAAAUAAUUGAAUUAUACGAUCGAAAAGCUUCUGCUUGUAAAAAGAAAACAAUUAAACUUUGAUAGAAAACAAUGAAAAUUAGAAGUCUUUUAUGAUUACAAUUGGGUAGUAAACGUUUUAAUUGUGAGUUUUAUUAACUGCAAUUAAUUUAAAUUCUCAUUCCAUGGGAUACAAAUCAUGGUUUCCAACGAAGCGACCAGUGUUUCUUGUAUUCGUUUUACUUUUGGUUUAUAUGAUUUUUGAAGUUCUCUUUUUUGGAGAAAUUAAUCUAAUCCCUGGUGAUAGUUCAUCUAAUCCAUACGAUGAGAAAGAUGAAUGGUAUGAAUCAACAAAUUCUUCUUCCUGUGAUCUUCCCUUUAAUAUGGAUCCUUAUGAUCCAAUAAUUAAAGUUUUCAUUCGACAAGAAAAUCAUUUUAUUAAAUGCUUUAAAUCAAAUGAUGGAGCAUAUGAUUCGUUGUACAAUCUUUAUCAUGGAAAAUCGUUAUCAUAUAUGAAUGAUGUAGAUGGAAUUGUUCGUAUUUUUCGUAUUCGAGAGCACGAUAAAUCGUUAAAGUGCCUUUACCAGCAGUUUGAUCGAGAUGGUGAUUCAGAUAAUAAGAUAAAAUAUUUUGAUUGGAAACCGAUAAUUGGACAUAAAUUAAAUUUAGAAAAACUUGGAAUCGAAUUUGUUAUAAUCAAAUGUUUUCUCUCUUCUAAAUUAGUUUAUACAAAUAUUCAUUCAUGGCCAAGUCGAGUUGCAAGUUACUUGAAUAAGAAAAAUACUUCCUCUUCUGCAUUAAUUAAUGAAAGUCAUUUGAUCAAUAAUCGAUCGACAAAACCUUCAGUGAUGUUUCUGAUAAUCGAAUCGAUGUCUUACCUUAAUUACAAACGAUUCAUGUCAAAAACGGAAUUUGCUUUAUCCAAAUUAUCAAAUUUCUUUAUUCUCAGAGGAUUGAAUAAACUCGCAGAUAAUUCAUACCCAAACAUGAUGCCAAUUCUAUCAGGUAGGAAAAUUAGUUUGCACUUCUAUGUGGACGGAAAGUUCAUUUAUUCAAUUAGAUUAAACUAUUUUAUUUCAUUUUUCCGCGUCCUCAAAAUGACCGAAAAUCGACCAUUUUAUUGUUGA